Molecule: messenger RNA, 804 nt
Organism: Loa loa (African eye worm)
Lineage: Eukaryota; Metazoa; Nematoda; Chromadorea; Rhabditida; Onchocercidae
Exons: 7
Coding region: 1-804 (267 amino acids)
Biological process (GO): water transport; glycerol transmembrane transport
Cellular component (GO): basolateral plasma membrane; plasma membrane
Molecular function (GO): glycerol channel activity; water channel activity
Source: RefSeq, a predicted model, not a curated record
AUGUUACGCAAGUUUGCUGGUACUGCAACAAAUGCAGUCCAUCUACUGGAAGGUGGUAAUUGCAAAAUUUGUGUGGUACUUGGAUGGGCAAUGGGGAUAGGUCUUGGUGCUUAUGCAGCUGGUCGUUUAUCAGGUGGACAUAUGAAUCCGGCCAUAUCGUUUGCAUUUUAUCUUUGCGGCAAAAUAUCUGCAUUUAAAUUUAUAAUGUAUUCGAUUGCCCAAUUAUCCGGUGCUUUUAUGGGCAGUCUAACCACAUUCUUUUUUUAUUACGAUGGAAUCAAUCAUUUUGAUGGCGGUAAGCGGCAGAUUAUUGGACCAAAAGCAACAAUUGGAAUAUUUGUUCCUUGGCCACAGGAAUAUUUAAGCAUUUCUGGCUGCAUCUUCGAUCAGUUUAUCGGUACAGCACUUCUCUCUUUCUGUAUAAUAAUGUUGACCGAUCCACGGAAUAAAAUUCCACCAGCAACACAACCGGUCAUUCUCAUGUUUACCAUCAUGUUGGUCGGUGUAUGUGCUGGUGCAAAUGCGGGUGGUGAGAUUAAUCCGGCAAGAGAUCUUGGACCAAAACUUAUGGCUCUUUGUGUUGGUUAUGGUUGGGAUGUUUUCAGCUAUCGAGAUCAUAAAUGGUUCUUGAUACCAAUCUUUGUCCCAUUUCUCGGUGCAGCAUUUGGUGCUUGGUUCUAUCAUUUAGCUCUUGGAAUUCAUAUUAGCGACGACAAAGAUCAUAACAAAAUGGACGGUCAUGUGCAAAUGAAUGAAGUGAGCAGAGUGACAAUAGGCAAAUCACGGAUAGCAAUUACGAAUUGA